AUGGAUCCCAACGUCAAUGCUGCCAUCGAGAUGUUGCGGUCUUGCAGGAAGGUCUACGAUGCCGAGCACCAACACCUCUCUCCCCGACAACGGGAGAAGGGCUGGUCCCGGUACUGGAGUACCAUCCAGACGGCCAUGACGAAUUCGGGUACGAUGCCACCUCAAUUUGGUUCCUCGGUCCCUCAGAAACGAAACGCGUCCGCCGUGGGUGCAGCCGGCAACGAGCCCGCUUCUAAACGUGCUGGCGGUCUUGCCCCCUUGGCGUCCUCGGUUCCUACAGCGCCCUACCUCGAGCGACAUUCAUCAGGCCGGAGUCAGUCUGGACGACCGUCCAUGCCGGUCUCGCCAGCCGUCCAGAUGACGGCAACGACAACUCCCGUCCUCAUCCCCCGACACGCCACGGCCGGACAACAACGACGGACGUCCAACGCCGGAUCCUCCUACUCGAGUCGGUACCAAGGACCCAACCUCAACUACAUCCAAGAGGUACAAGACAUGUCACCCGCCGACUUCCUCGCCAGCCAUGGCGAACUCUCCGUGACGCCGCCCAUGGGCAUGGAGUGUGGUGAGUCGUCAAACUACCUCUCUACACUCACAUCACCGUAUGUCUCCGCAAUAGAGUCACCGGCGGGUUACGCCCCGAUGACAAGUACUAGCGAUGCAGGUCUCACGACCGCAUCUACCAUCGUGUCUGAGCCCAUGACCCGGGCCAACACGAAUGAUGUUCUCUGCGAGCCGUUUGGCAUGUUCCGCAUGGACUCGAUGUCCAUGUCGAAAAUGCCCCAGGCGGUGGACAUGCUCGACAUGUCUCAAGCGCAGCAUGAUGUUGAUCCUCCAUUGUUUUCCUUUUCUUCUGUUGUUGGAACCGGCGACGGUUACAACAACCUUGCUUGUUUGUCUUUUCUGGAUGAUGACGGCUUUCCGUCAUCAUCAUCAUCAGCAUCGUCGUUGUCUUAUUCUGCUUCUUCUUCAAGUUACGAGAUGAAGAAUUGUCCCUCAAGCGGGAGCAAUGCUUCAUCUCUUUCAAUUUCUUCUCAUCAUGGUCGUGACCGCUCGCCAGCUCAGAGACAAAAGGCAGUUUACACCGCAGCUCACGAUCAAGGUCAAGAUGCUUCUCCUCGCGGCUCGAUUCCCCCGGUCGAGAGGUCCGUCUCCCUUUCACGACGGAUCGCGCCGAAGAUGCGGCGCGGCGGCAACAACAAAUCGUCGACGUCCAGCUUCUCCGACGACGUCGACAUCCCCGAGCCCAAGAUCGUCGCGGUCAAGGCCGAGGACGGCACGGUCAAGCACAAGGCCGAGAUCGCGCGGUCCAUUCGCCAGCCGCCGCUCCGCAAGACGACCUUUUGCCGGUUCUGCAACGACCAGCCCCAGGGCUUUCACGGCGACCACGAGCUGCGCCGGCACAUGGACCGCCACCACGCGUCGGUCCGCCGCGUCUGGAUCUGCAAGGACGCCUCGGCCACGGGGACAUUCCUGUCCAACUGCAAGGCGUGCCGCACCGGCAAGCCGUACGGCGCCAACUACAACGCCGCCGCGCACCUGCGCCGCGCCCACUUCAACCCGUGCAAGAACCGGCGCGGCGGCCGGGCCAAAAAGUCCGAGAACCGCGGCGGCAUGGGAGGGGGCAACAACCCGCCCAUGGAAUUCCUCAAGAACUGGAUGUACGAGGAGCUCGAGAUGAACCUCAACGGCCGCACCGUCGUCCAGGACAUCGUCCCCGACACCAUGUACGAGACCGCCAUGGUCGACGAGAUGGUCCACCAACACCACGCUGGUGGUGUGGCUGUCGUCCUCGACGAUUAUGCUGCCGCCGCCGCAGCCGCAGCCGCAAACGAUAUGCAAGUUCCUACUAUGGCCAUGACCGCGGCCAUGAUCCCUGCUGCUGCGGCUCCCUUCGACUUCAUGACCGAACCUCUUUAUUUCGAUAAUGUGUUGCCACCUACGCCGUCGGCCUUUGCGACCCCCAACAAUUACCUCAUCCCAGAGGGUCCGACGCCCCCGCAGUAUUUUUGAACGUGUUUGGAGAGAACACCAGUUGUGUGAAGAGCCCCGGGGCAUAGUUGGCGGUCUUGUUGUUGUUGAUGAAACGAUAAUAUGAUGACGUAUUGACGACACUGCAAUGUUAAGUUUAGAUCACGAAACAGGAAGAGAAGGAACACAGGAUAAAAGAGAAGGAGAUCUAUAUCUGCGAGUUUGGUCGAUGUUGCCUGUUAUCGCUGUCUCUUCGGUUGUGUAUUGCUUGCUGGCUUGCUUGGUAUCUCAGUUCCUGCUGGCGCUCAGGUCGACAGCUUCACCUUGUUCUACACGGGAACUUCUUCAUAGGCUUGGGAUGUUUUUCCUUUUUCUUACCUGUCACGUUGAUUGACGGACAUGGCCUACUUUGCGUUGGGGGAAGGCUGUCAG
Exophiala oligosperma is the source of this 2403-nucleotide messenger RNA. RefSeq lists its product as uncharacterized. The transcript has 2 exons. Bases 1 to 2013 code for a protein of 670 amino acids. The record is from RefSeq and is a predicted model, not a curated record. NCBI's taxonomy places the organism in Eukaryota, Fungi, Ascomycota, Eurotiomycetes, Chaetothyriales, Herpotrichiellaceae.